AUGGGACACAUUGCGCGUCUCGAGAUCAAGGACUUCAAGUCGUACGGCGGUUCGCACGUGAUCGGUCCGUUCCAUCGCUUCACGGCCGUCGUGGGCCCCAACGGCAGCGGCAAGAGCAACCUCAUGGACGCCAUUUCCUUUGUACUGGGCGUGCACUCGCGUCAGUUGCGCUCGACGCAGCUGCGAGACCUGAUACACCGCGCUCCAGGCGACGACGUAACGGACACGGAGCGCUCGGCGUCCGUCACGCUCGUGUACGCGCUGGCAGCCGAUGAGACGCUGCCGGCCAAGUCGGUGUCGACUCAGCAUCUGAGUCCAACUGAGACUCCGAAUCUGAUUCUGAGUCCGCGGGAGCUCACAUUCACGCGGCUCUUGUCGGACAAAGGCGUGGGGUCGUACCGCCUCAACGGCCACGACGUGAGCUCCGAGACGUACCAGAGCCAGCUCAAGGACAUUGGCAUCUUGGUGAAAGCCCGCAACUUUCUCGUGUUCCAAGGAGACGUCGAGUCCAUUGCAAGCAAACGUCCGGCCGAGCUGACAAAGCUCUUUGAGCAGAUUUCCCUGUCGGACGAGCUCAAGACCGAGUACGACCAGCUGCUCGAAGCAAAGAACGCUGCCGAAGAAGACACGAUCUUUGCGUACAAGCGGAAGAAAGGACUGGUGGCCGAGAAGAGACUGGUGAGAGAGCAAAAGGAAGAGGCAGAGCUGUUUCGAGGAAAGUUGGAAGCUCUGAACACUCUCCGCGUCGAGCACUACUUGUGGCAGCUUUUCCAGGUCGAGGAUGAUAUCAAACAGCGCGAAGAAACUGUGCGGCAAUACCUAGAAGCGAAUCGUGUUUGUUUGCAGAAGGGAGAGGACGUUGCGCAGGUUUAUAAUGAAAAGAAGAAACAACUGAGCGCGAGUUUUCGGGACGUAAAAGUCAAUCGUGGACAGAUCCAAGCUGUGCAGAACGAGGUGGAGGAUAUCCAGCCGCAAUUGUUCAAGCUGCGUGAGCAGAUCACGUAUGCUCGGAAAAAGAUUGCCGAGGCAGAAGCAGCCGAGAAGACUAUGAAGCGGCGGCACGAGGGAAAGUCGACUGAAGUGGAGGACUUGAAACGAGAUUUGCAGGAACUGGAAAAAGCAAAGGCAGAACUGGACGCAAACCAGAAACGCGCGGGUCAAGGUGGUGAAAAUGGAGCGCUAGUUCUCGAAGGCUCACGCUUGGAAGAGUACCAUCGACUGAAAGAAGCAGUUCAAGUCCAGACGAGUGCAUUGCGAAACGAGCUGGAGUCCAUCUUGCGUCAGCAGACGGCGGAUCAAAACAAAGUCGAGACGUUGACUCAAGACCGCCAGGAGAAUCUGAAGAUGGUGGAUAUGCUUACCGAGGACCGGAAAGUAGCUGACGAACGAAUCGUCACGAUGCAACAGGUCAUUGCCGACACGGAGCAUGAUAUCGCUCAAGUCGAAGCGACAUUGCAGACGGUCGAUAAAGAGAAUCGAAGUCAAGCACGCAAGAAGGAAAAGCUGUCUGACCAAUUGACUCGCGUCAGCAACAAGUUGCGCGAUCUCAAAGACGAUAAGCGGCAGUCACAAGCCGAAGCACGCAGAGCAGAGACGCUCGAGACUUUGAAGCGAUUGUAUCCUGGUGUUCGUGGUCGUCUUGUGGACCUUUGUAAACCGAUACAACGCAAGUAUAACAUGGCCGUAACUGUGGCUACUGGAAAGCACAUGGACGCAAUUGUGGUGAGCGACUAUCGAACCGGCCAAGACUGCAUCCAGUACCUACGUGAUUUCCGUGCAGGCAGUGCCCCGUUCAUACCGUUGGACAGAAUUCGAGUCAAACCCAUUAAUGAGCGAUUCCGUGGUCUCGGAAACAACAUCAAGAUGGUGGUGGACGUGAUCGAAUGCGAUGCAGAUAUCGAGCCUGCACUGCACUAUGCCGUUGGCGACACUGUCGUUUGCGAGUCGAUAGACAUCGCUCGCGACCUGUGUUUCCGUCAGAAUGAAAAAGUGAAAGCAGUGACACUGGACGGGAAAGUGGUUAGCAAAAACGGAAGUAUGACAGGUGGCAAGACGCAAGGUGACUCGCGCCGAGCUGGUCGAUGGGAUGAGAAGGAGGUUGAGGCUUUACAGCAACAAAAGGAUGGUCUGGUCGAUGAGUUGCGCGCGUUGGAUCGACAUGGUGCAUCAUAUGCGAAGUUGCAGACACUGCGUACGCAACUGGAAGGAUUGCAUAGCCGGCUUAGUCGUGCGAAGGCUGACCUGGUGAUUACACAAGGGAAAAGACCUAAGAUUCAAGCACGAAUCGAUGAUGCGGCGAAACGAGUCGCAAAAGUGAUCGAUCCAGAGCUACACAAGUUCAACGCUGCUAUAGCGUCCAGAACGAGCAAGAUUACAGCGCUCCAAGAACGAAUCAAUGGCGCAGAGGACGAAAUGUUCGCAGAGUUUAGUGAAGCGGUCGGUGUCGAAAGUAUCCGUGUCUACGAGGAGACCGUGCUCAAUCGACACCUCAAAGCUCUAGAAAUGCGCCGCAAAAUUACGGAGCAUGAAGCCAAGCUGUGCGCACAGAUCGAGUAUCUACAGUCACAAGACUUUGGUCAGCCUAUGCUUGCAGCAAAAGAAAAAGCAGCCCGAGAGUACCAGCGCUUGAGACAGCUAUCAGAAGAAGAAGCUGGGCUCCUAAAACGAGAGGCGGCAUUAUCGAAAGAGAAAAAAGAGCUAGAGGGGCAACGCAAAAGCUUGAUUGUUGCGGUGGACGAACUGGAAAAAGCGCUUCGUGAGACCGGCAGCAAGAAGGCAAAGUACGAGGAGCGGGCAGGCAAAAUCCGGCGGAGGAUUGCAUCGGAGGAGACGGUGCUGGAGCGUUUGAAAGACCACAAGACUGAAACAUUCAAGCGCGCUUCGUUGGAUCAAGUCACAAUACCCACUGUUGCUCGCAAACAAUCUGACCGCGGUUCCGAGGAUGCUGAGAUGGAGGAUGCCGGGGGGCCACGCUGCCUUGACGAUGCUGAGCUCUUACUAGGGAAGGAUGCGGCAAACCAAGAAGUAGAUUUCUCAGCUCUUCCAGACGCCCACGUCGUGGUCGACGAUAAGGAAUUUGACGAGAUCAACUCCGAUUACGAGAAGCGGAUUGGACUGCUGCUUACUGAUUUGGACCGUAUGCAGCCGAACAUGCGCGCGCUCGACAAGUUUGACGUGAUCCAACAUCGAAUCGGCAAGGAAGAAGAGGAACUAGACCGAAUCAAGCAGCGGACUCUGCGAACGGCGUCGCAGUUUGAAAAGGUCAAGCUUGCUCGGUAUGAGCGCUUCAUGAAAGCGUUCAACCACGUUUCGGGCGUGAUUGAUUCAACGUACAAGCAGCUCACAAAGAGCUCGAAGCAUCCGCUAGGAGGUACGGCGUACCUUAGCUUGGAGAACUUGGAAGAGCCAUACUUGAGCGGCAUGAAGUACAACGCCAUGCCGCCAAUGAAACGCUUCCGUGAGAUGGAGCAAUUGUCAGGAGGUGAGAAGACGGUGGCGACUCUCGCUUUGCUGUUUGCGAUCCACAACUACCGCCCGACACCAUUCUUUGUGCUCGACGAAGUGGAUGCUGCGCUGGACAAUGUGAACGUGAACAAGGUGUCGACGUACAUCGCGAACUGCGACUUCCAGUGUGUUGUGAUCUCGCUGAAGGACUCGUUUUACGAAAAGGCCGAUGCACUUGUCGGAAUUUGCAAAGACAUCACCUCGCAGCAAUCGCGAUCCAUGACGUUGGAUCUCACCACGUUCAGUUAA
Molecule: messenger RNA, 3753 nt
Organism: Hyaloperonospora brassicae
Lineage: Eukaryota; Oomycota; Peronosporomycetes; Peronosporales; Peronosporaceae
Source: the annotation of a GenBank genome assembly